GUUGACAAGGGAGGGAUGUCCGAGCAGGUUCAUAGCUAAAAACAAAGCACACGCGCAGAAUGCAGAUAGACGUAUGUCUGUAUACGGAUAAGCAUCCUGUAUAAGCUCAUCAUAGCACUAAGAUCUCGUUAAACAGCGGGCUCGCUUUGCCUUCUGCUCUUUGUGCCUUCUUUUUGUGCAACUUAGAGUUGUUUUUUUGUGUCGUAGCCGGAAGAAUGCAUGGAGCGCGAGCUAGAAGUAAAUGCAGUCUGAUGGUAUGGAUCGUUGUUACGCUUAGUUGCGCAUUUAUAUUCUGUGAAUAUGUUGUUUACUUCCCUGUUAUUGUGCGAUGCUCAUGGCCAGAGAUAGCGGAGAAACGGGACCCUCUUCGCGUUCUGUUCUUAUCUGAUCCUCAUUUGCUCGGAGCCAUCAGGGGACACUGGUUCGACAAACUGAGGAGGGAAUGGCAGAUGGAGAGAUCUUUUCAGACAGCACUGUCAUUGCUCAGGCCAGAGAUCAUCUUUAUUCUGGGAGAUGUUUUCGAUGAAGGCAAGUGGAGCUCCACUAAGGACUGGGAAGAUGAUGUAAGGCGCUUCAAACAGAUCUUCAAUCAUCCCAGCAACACAGAACUUGUGGUCCUUAUUGGUAACCAUGACAUUGGAUUUCAUCACGAAAUGACCUCCUAUAAACUUGAACGUUUUGAGAAAGUUUUCAACAUAACAUCAGCACAGAUCCUCACCAAGAGAGGAGUAAUUUUCUUACUGGUGAACAGUGUGGCACUACAUGGAGAUCACUGUCCCAUUUGUCAGGGUGUGGAGGACAAACUUUACAGUUUAGCACAGCAACUUAACUGCUCCACACAGUCUGAUGCUACGAGUCAUCAUUGCAAGGACGUACAAACAUAUCCUUCAACGCCUCCCAUUAUACUUCAGCACUACCCUCUCUAUCGUACCAGUGAUGCUGAGUGUACAGGUGAAGAUGCAGCACCACACAAUGAACGCUAUCAGCUCUUUCAAGAACGCUAUGAUGUGCUCUCUCAGGAUGCCUCAAAGAAGCUACUGUGGUGGUUCCAGCCUCGCCUGAUUCUCAGUGGCCACACUCACAGCAGCUGUGAGGUUUUCCAUGAGAAUCGUUUCCCAGAGAUCAGCGUUCCAUCUUUUAGCUGGAGGAACCGCAACAACCCCAGUUUCAUCCUGGGCACCUUUUCCCCAUCUGAUUUUGCGCUGUCCAAGUGUUUCUUGCCAGAGGAGAGCAGUAUUAUAGCAGUAUACUGCAGCAGUGUGGUUGUGAUUGUGCUGAUCACACUUGGGCAUCUGCGUCUCUUCCAAGGAGCACUGCGUGAAGCAAACAGCAUUCUGGGCAAGGAAAAAUCUUUGUGAAACACACCCUAUACAUGAUCUGUAAAUCUUAGUGGUCUGUACAAUUAUAUGUACAUAGCUCACUUCACAAAUUUUUUAUUUACAAGCUCCAUGAUGUCCCUGUCAGUGCUAAGAGACAAUUUUAGAUACUGCUAAUACUAAUGUUACAUUUUAUAAUUGUAUUAAUUUUUAAUUUUAUUUAUUUAUUUAUUAUACUGUGAAGAAUGAUGUCCACCUGAAUUAAAACCUUAUUGUAUUGAUGUUUUUUUAAAGUCUUAUCUGGAACGAAGGCAAUAAAUUAAAGAAAGCA
This is a messenger RNA of Hemibagrus wyckioides, 1647 nucleotides long. RefSeq names its product metallophosphoesterase 1 (gene mppe1). Bases 216 to 1358 code for a protein of 380 amino acids. The transcript is spliced from 9 exons. Gene Ontology annotation, molecular function: phosphoric diester hydrolase activity. Gene Ontology annotation, biological process: endoplasmic reticulum to Golgi vesicle-mediated transport; GPI anchor biosynthetic process. NCBI's taxonomy places the organism in Eukaryota, Metazoa, Chordata, Actinopteri, Siluriformes, Bagridae. Gene Ontology annotation, cellular component: endoplasmic reticulum-Golgi intermediate compartment. The record is from RefSeq and is a predicted model, not a curated record.